AUGCCGAAAUCUUCACAAUCGAGGAAGAAGAGGAAAACUGGCGGCAACAGUAGGACCCGGCGUGAACAAAAUACAACCGAUGAGUUACUGUUGGCGUCUGAUCAUGAAGCCGAGCAAAUUGUCAAUGAGUGUAUAGAUCUUCUAGCUGCGGCCGAUGAAAACCCGAUUGAACUCGAAACACCGCAAGACAACGAGCCUCCAAUCCAAGAGGGAGUACCAAGUACUGGCGGGGAACAAGAAUUGGCGCCCUCCAAUGAACUAGAAUCACAGCUUACCGGAGAACCUGAGGGGAUAGCUGCUAAUGAACCCGAAGGAGGAACCAUUGGCGGACCGGAGGCAGAAUUUACUAUCGAUGAUCCUGAGCAAGGAAUGUUCGUUGAGAUAAACACAGAAUUCAGAGCUUAUAUAAAUGAGUUUGAACGGGGAACCAUUGAUCCCGAUGGACGAGAAUGGGAACCAAAAACUACUCUGGGCGAGCCUGAACGUCAACCCUUCAAUGCAUUGCAGUCGGAAUUCUCGGAAUACAUUGAGCCUUGGAGAUUAACUGUCAAUGAACCGGAACCCAAGCCUGCUGACGAACUGGAACCAAGAGCUAUCGAUGAAUCCAAGCCAGCGGCCGCUGAUGGGUCUGUGGCACAAUACAUUUAUGAAUUGGAUCCAAUAGUGGACUUUGAGCUCCCGAGCGAACAGGACAGGGAGAAUUUUCAGAAAAUAAACAUCACGCCUUUCGAUGAGUGGGAAUCAAAUUUUGUAAGAAAACAGGCCGAGCGACGUAAGGAGGAACGGGCAGAUGGAUCUUCCGGAAGAGAACCGGACCAUAAUUCGGCACCCGCAGAUCCUGUUGACGCUGGAUCUCUAGUAGAUAGUUAUAAUGUUCCAGGCCAACAAUCCUCCCCUCAAAUAUGCGCCCCGGUUCCCCAAGCGCCCCAGCUGCCAUCUUUCUUCGAUCCUCCUUUAUUCUCCAGCCCUCCCCACUCAUCGCUAUGGGAGCCUGCGAACUUCUUCCCGCCCCUGGAACCCCACCUUUCAGCCACCACGCUUGAGUCGCACCCUCCUACUGAAGCCGCUCGGGAAGGUAUUAGUGACGACGACAUUUUUUCUCAAUUUGGGAUAUUCCCAGGUCCAGACGGUUUACUGGCAGUCAUGGGGCGAACAGACAGCCCUAAACGUGCACGUGGGAGCCGUUCGUGUUCUCCGUCAACUGCGAUAACAUUCUCAAAUUCGGAAACUGGUAUGGGUGCAAGUGAAGGCGCUACUAGCAAUGUAGUCGAUGAUCCUGGUAGCCGUCCGGUGACCGCAGAUAAUGUAGUUCCGAAUGAAUCUCGUGCCCCAAGAAAUAACCAACAGUCCGAUCCAGACUAUUCCCCCACGAAUAGGUUCAUUAUUAGACCAUAUAGGCCGUAUCGAUACCGACCCAGAUAUGUCGAUGCGAGCACCCAGACAGACCCUAUAAUGAGUGUCCUCGAUGAACUUGUACCAGAGAACCCUUGGGAUCGUUUGGGUCGGCUGCCCGAAGGAUCUCCUAGAAAGCUAGCUCCUCUACUAUAUCCCCUCGGAAGGGGUGAUCCUGCUUAUCAUUUGCUCGUGCACGGUAAUUCGAUGGGAUACGAACCUCGCGAGAUCUUGGAACCAUUAUAUAGUGAACGUCCGCCGUCAAUAUUAGAACCACCAAUACCCGACCCACUCUUUCGAAUGCCUUAUCGGAUGCAGCCUAUAGUGGAUCUAAAGUGGACGCAAAACAAUACUCAGUCGGUAUUGGGGCGGAAAUAUAACAACUGGGCAGGUCCGGGGCACCGAUUAGGAGGCGGGGAUGAGCCUCAGCCUCGGCCUCAGCCUCAGCAAAGUCAAGAGCGAAUUGUCGAGUCUCCUCGACCUACCUUGGUACCAUUAGCAGAACUCCUAGGACAGCACCAAGCCCCAGUACACCCAUUAGAGCGUGAUCAAAAUCCAGGACACCGGCUAGGACGUAAUCAUAAUCCGGAGCAAUUGGAGCAAAACAAAAAUCAAGGACAACAGUUAGAGUAUAAUCAAAAUCAGGGACAACAGCUAGGGCAUAAUCAAAAUCAAGAACAACAGCUAAGGCGGAACCAAUACUCAGAACAACAGCUAUCGCAUAAUCAAAAUCAAGGACAUCAGCUGCCGCAUAAUCAAAAUCAAGGACAGCAGUUAAGGCAGAACCAGUACCCAGAACAUGUACAGCAGCUAGGGCCGCACCAAUACCCAGGGCAGCAGCCGGGAGGUAGCCAAUACCCAGAACAGCGGCCGGGAUAUAACCAAUACUCAGAACAGCAGCCAGCAUAUAACCAGUAUCCAGAACAGCAGCCAGGCUAUAACCAAUACCCAGGACAGCAGCCAGCCGGACACAGUCAAUACCGAGAACAGCGGCUGGGAUAUAACCAAUACCCAGAACAGCAGCCGGGAUACAGCCAAUACCCAGGGCAGCAGCCAGAAUAUAUUCAAUAUUCAGGACAGCGGCUGGGUCAUAACCAAUACCCAGAACAGCAGCAAGGGCACGGCCAAUACCCAGGAGAGCAGCCGGGAUAUAAUCAAUAUCUAGGACAGCAGCUAAGAGAUAACCAAUACCCGAGGCAGCAGUUAGAAUAUAAUCAAUAUCUAGAACAGCAGCUGGGUUAUAGCCAAUACCCGGGACAGCAGCCAGGGCACAGCCAAUACCCAGGGCAGCGGCCGGAUCAUACUCAAUACCCAGAACAGCAGCCAGGAUCAUGGAAUUACACACCUCGAGAACACCAAAUGGAGAAUAUAAGGCAAGUAGAUACCAAAACAGACCAGGCGGAGAACGAAAUUAUUGAACUGUCUGGGCCAUCUGGAAUUCCGAGAUCGCGUGGGCAAGUUGAUUCGGAUGGCAGACCAAUAGUAAAUCCGGUGGGACAUGCUUGUAAGUCUAUAUCCGAUGAACUUGUUCGUCAACAUAAAGAAAUUCAUGAGGAUUGUAGUAUUGAUCGAGAGUACCUGCAUCUAGUACAACGCCAAGUAAGGCUUCAGCAGGAAGUGGAAGAAAAUGUAGCGCGUCUCGAGCGUGAAAGGUCUGGUGGUUCCGGGGAAGGAGAGCCAUCAGAACGGGGUUCGCCUUCAGCACAAAAUUCACGAGACUCGGCACAAGAUUCGAUACAGCAGACUGAAGAUUCGCUACAACGGACUCAGGAUUCGACGCAAGGUACAAGCACUAGUGUGGGUCGGUGGUCCGGAGUUAUAAGAAAGAGGAAGCGUAAUUCACCAGGUUGGGAAGAAGACGAUGAAUGA
Molecule: messenger RNA, 3261 nt
Organism: Orbilia oligospora ATCC 24927
Lineage: Eukaryota; Fungi; Ascomycota; Orbiliomycetes; Orbiliales; Orbiliaceae
Exons: 4
Coding region: 1-3261 (1086 amino acids)
Source: RefSeq, a predicted model, not a curated record